CUCACAUAUUGGUGCCUUCAUUAGUUUUCUCCCCAAACAAUGUUCUAAUUCUCUCUUUCCCAGCUCUAAACUUAUAAACCCAUUAAGACCAGAUCACUUGUAAGAGUCAGUUUCCUUUCUUUUAUAUAUCUAGGAUUGCAGUAGUAGUAGUAGUAGUAGUAGUACUGAAUAUUCAGUACAAAGUAAGAAAAUGAGAUCGGGUCUUUGCAGUAUACAGCAUGGCCUAACUGCUGAGGCAGUAAGCAUGGUGAAACAAGCGGUUAGCUUUGCUAAACGCCGGGGCCAUGCCCAAGUGACUCCUCUCCAUGUUGCCAGCGCCAUGCUUGCAUCAUCUGCUGGUCUUCUGCGAAGGGCUUGCCUUCAAUCCCAUUCUCACCCCCUUCAAUGCAAGGCCCUAGAGCUUUGCUUCAAUGUUGCGCUCAACCGACUUCCUGCCUCCACUCCAAGCCCCCUUUUAAGCCCUCACUACCUCAACCCUGCCCUCUCCAAUGCCUUGGUUGCAGCAUUCAAGCGUGCCCAGGCUCACCAACGUCGUGGCUCUAUUGAAAACCAGCAACAACCUAUUUUAGCUCUUAAGAUAGAGUUGGAACAGCUCAUAAUCUCUAUUUUAGAUGACCCAAGUGUUAGCAGAGUCAUGCGAGAGGCUGGUUUUUCGAGUACCCAAGUGAAAAAUAGGGUAGAACAAGCUGUUUCUUUGGAGAUUUGUUCUCAAAAGCAAAGCCCUUCUAUGAGUACUAGCCAGUCCAAGGAAAUUAGCACCAUGCCUCUAGUUAAUCUUGGUACUAAUGUGCAUGUUUCUCCACAUUUUAGUCAGUUCAAAGUGCCAGUAGGUAAAUCCUUCGAUCAAGUUAGGAGCGAAGAAGUCAUGAGUGUCUUGAAUGAAUUGUCGAACAAAAGAAAAAGAAACACUGUUAUCGUAGGAGAGUGUCUGGCUACAGCUGAGGGCGUGUUUAGGGGAGUGAUGGACAAGUGUGAAAGAGGAAAUGUUCCCGGGGAGUUAAGCUUUGCAAAAUUCAUUAGUCUUCCUGAUCUCUUCUCUCUGAGGAACUCCUCCAAGGAGGACGUCGAGCAGAAGCUAGCGGAGCUAGGUUGCCUUGUGAAGACCUAUAUUAAUAGAGGGGUUGUGAUCUUGUACUUGGGAGAUCUAAAAUGUAUUGCUGAGUUUUGGUCAACUUCUGGCGAAGAAAGGAGAAACUACUACUGUCCUUUGGAGCACAUAAUCAUGGGGCUUAAAGGAUUGGUGUGUGGAAUUGGGGAAACUGCAGGAAGAUUGCGGCUCUUUGGGAUUGCCACUUUUCAGACUUACAUGAGAUGUAAAACAGGUUACCCUUCUCUAGAGACUAUUUGGGAGCUUCAUCCACUUACCAUCCCGGUUGGAAGCUUGAGCUUAACUCUCAGCCUUCAAAGUAAUUUGGAAGUUGAUCAGUUCAGAAGCAAGGUAUCGGCCAACAAUGCGCCUGGUUUGCAACUGCCUGAAACUGGAUUCGAUAAGCGACUAAGUUGCUGUACGGAUUGCGUGGACAAUUUCAAGAGAGAAGCUCAAAGCAUAGCAAGUGACUUUUGUAACACGGAGACGGACACCACCAUUUCCACCAGGUCAAGCUUGCCUUCAUGGCUCCAGCAACAGGAUAAGGAAGACAGGAGAUCAACAAAAGAUCACACUUUGAAUCAUGAUCAGAAAUGUGUCACUGUUAGGGAUCUGUGCAAGAAAUGGAACCAGUUCUGCAGUUCAGGCCAUAAGAAUCCUUGUUUUCCUGACAAAACCCUCACUUUUACUUCCUCGCCUCCUUCCACCACUUCAGUCUCUUCAUACGAGCGCAACCCUGACUUAUAUCAGACCCAGUACUUGAGUUGGCCUAUCACCUUCGAAACCACACAGAGUCCAAAAGAACAGCAGUUUUGGAUAUCUGAAACCAGUGAUGGAGACGAUGAAAGCAAUUUGAGAGUGUUCAUGCCAGAGAGAAAUGACCCUAAACCAGAACUUCUGUCAAAUCCAAAUUCUAGCCCUAACUCAGCUUCUUCGAGUGAAGUAAUGGAAGAUAUGGUUGGCCUUCAUAUGUUCAGAGAACUUAAUGCCGAGAACUUGAAGAUACUAUGCGAUGCACUGGAGAAAAAAGUUCGUUGGCAGAAAGAUAUUAUUCCUGAGAUUGCAACAACUAUCCUUCAGUGCAGGUCUGGAAUGAGAAUGAGGAAAGACAAUUUGCAAUACAGAUCAUCAAAGAGCAAAGAAGAAACUUGGCUAUUCUUUUCAGGUGUUGAUUAUGAUGGCAAGGAAAAGGUUGCAAGAGAGCUAGCUAAACUUGUUUUUGGUUCUCAAAGCAACUUUGUUUCAAUUUGCUUCAGCAGCUUCUCUUCAACAAGGGCUGAUUCAACUGAAGAAUCCAAAAGGAAAAGAAUGAGAGACGAUCUCAGUUCCAGCUAUCUUGAGAAAUUUGGCGAAGCAGUGAAUGAGAAUCCUCACCGUGUGUUCUUCAUGGAAGACAUAGAGCAAAUUGAUUACUGUUCUCAAAAGGGUAUAAAGCAAGCAAUUGAAAGUGGAAGAAUUACUCUUCCUAGCGGCGAUACUGUUCCUCUCACGGACGCCAUUAUCAUUUUCAGUUGUGAAAGUUUCAGUUCUGAGUCCAGAGCUGGCUGUUCUCCUCAUAGAAGGCAAAAACAUGCCGAUAAUAAUGAAAAAAACAAUGACGAUGACAUGCAGGAGAAAAGCCAAUGUCUCCCACUCGAUCUGAAUAUUGCCAUUACAGAAGAAGACAUGAAUGGAGAUCAUGAUGGAUAUUCAGUUUGUGGCAUUGGGAUUCUGGAAUCUGUGGAUAGGCAUGUUACUUUCAGAAUUCAACAAUUGUGAUCAUGUUGAAAUAGGAGGGAAGUACGAUUGAUGAUCUUCCUUGUAAGAUGAUACAUUUUUCUUUUUUCGUUUUUCCUUUUAAUAUAGAAUUUUGGGGAGGGAUAAACGAAGGAAUUAAAUGGAAAAAAAAGAAGAAAAGAUUUACGAGGAUUUUUCGUUAUUGGGAAUGGUAGGAUCGAUUCAGCCAUAUAUGUAGGGCUAUAUUGUGUAAUUAAUUGGUGUAGGUUUGACAUUUUCUUACUGCAUCAUGUAAUAGGUUGCAGCAGCACUGUGAAAUAUGGAUUUUUCUUUUCUUUGGAGUUUCUGACUUCAAAUUAGUUUCAAACUACAG
Juglans regia (Persian walnut) is the source of this 3176-nucleotide messenger RNA. Its product is annotated as protein SMAX1-LIKE 3-like. The record is from RefSeq and is a predicted model, not a curated record. Lineage: Eukaryota; Viridiplantae; Streptophyta; Magnoliopsida; Fagales; Juglandaceae. The coding region runs from base 191 to 2845 and encodes 884 amino acids. The transcript is spliced from 3 exons.